Molecule: messenger RNA, 691 nt
Organism: Tuber aestivum (summer truffle)
Lineage: Eukaryota; Fungi; Ascomycota; Pezizomycetes; Pezizales; Tuberaceae
Source: the annotation of a GenBank genome assembly
GUACGAAGAAUCAGAGGUGAUGAAUCGCCGCGCAUUAGAGGGGUACGAAAAACGUUUUGGAUCGGACCACCCUAAUACUUUGAUAACUCUCAACAACCUGGCUCUGGUGCUGCGGAGGCAAGGGAAGUACGAAGAAUCAGAGGCCAUGAACCGCUAUGCAAUUGAGGGGUACGAGAAACGAUUUGGAUCAGACCACCCUGAUACUUUGAUGGCUGUCAACAACCUGGCUAUGGUACUGUGGGACCAAGGGAGGUAUGAAGAAGCCGAGGUGAUGAAUCGCCGCGCACUGGAGGGGUACAAGAAACGUUUUGGAUCGGAUCACCCCAAUACUUUAUCGGCUGUCAACAACCUGUCGGUGCUGUUGCUGGGGCGCGGAAAGCCCAUAGAAUCGGAGAUACUGUCCCGACGUGUGCUAGAAGGUAGAGAGAAAGCCUUGGGCACAGACCACCCUAGUGUACUGUCGACUAUUGACAACCUAGCUCAAGCACUUGAAGUCCAGGGAAAGUAUUCCGAGACGCAAAAACCACUUCAACGCGCCCUGGCAACUCACGAAAGUACACUCGGUUCAGAGCACCUAAAUGUCUGUAAAACCCUCGAGCGCCUGGCUUGCCUAUAUGAAAAACAGGAGCGGUAUUCUCAAGCUGAAGAGGCUUACGAGCAGGCCUACAAGGGAUUCUCUAGGGCCCUCGGG